This is a messenger RNA of Caenorhabditis angaria, 1735 nucleotides long. The record is from the annotation of a GenBank genome assembly. NCBI's taxonomy places the organism in Eukaryota, Metazoa, Nematoda, Chromadorea, Rhabditida, Rhabditidae.
AUGUCGCUUCAUGAAGAAUCUUCAGGUCUUUUGGGAACUCAUGUAAAUUGGGAAGAUAUUGAGGAUGAAGUUAGGCUAAGUUUGGCAACUGAAGCUAGAUUUGGUGAAAAUAAGAAGGUGGAGAAUAUUGGAAAUAUGAAGGUGGGUUUUGGCGGGAAAAUCGAGGCUUUUGAAAAUUGAAAAUGAAAAAAAAGAAGAAUUUUUCCACGUGAAAAAUUCAAAUUUCACGUUUAAUUUUUAUUUUUUAAAAAUGUCUCAUUUCAUAAAAAAAGUUAAAAUAUGAAUUUUGUAGAGAAUUUCAAGGGCUACAAGUUAGGCUAAAUAGAUUUUUCUAUAAUUCUCAGAUUUGGCUGAAAAUCGAGGGCAAAACUAGGAAGCUGAAAUUUUCAAAAAUAGAGCAUUUUCAGACCUGAUUUUCAGCAUUUCAUAAAAAUCCUAACUUUUUGAAAAAACAUGGAUUUUGUAGGGAAUUUCAAGGCAGCUAGAUUUUUCUGAAAAUUUCAUCAAAAAGCUUAAAAUCAUCAGAAAUUUCUGAAAAACAUAGAGAAUUUCAAGAAAUUUCCAAUUUUCCAGGGCUUCAUGUCAAAAAUCGCCCUAAUCUCCCCAGAUUGGACCCAAGAUGCCGAAAUCCUUCCCAAAAAGCUCAUAGUCAAAAUUGUCUCUCAAUUAGCCUUCGUCGAAAUGUCGAAAUGGUCAAAAAUCGAGUUAUCCGAAGAAAAAUUGAGGAAUUUCGAUGAAAUCGUCUCAAAUUUCCAUAAUCAAGAAGUCGGAACCUACGAACUUCUGAAGCAGGAGAAUCGAGAGAUUCCCUUGAUAAAGAUCUAUGCUUCAAGAAAAAUCACGGCUGAAAAUCCACUGAAAGGCUUCAUUAUUUCGGAAUUUGUGGAGGAUUUGAAGGCGGUCACGAUUUUCGAUUCAAUUGAGAUUGCAAACAUUUUACCAGUAGUUCGAGGAAUUGCCAGAUUUUCAGCAUUGGCUGUCGAAUUUCCAGAAAAGAUGGGAUUUGCUGGAAGUUCGGAUUUUCUUUCAAAAGGCUUGGAGAAUUUUAGCGAUGAGAAAACGCGCGAAAAUUCAUAUAAGACAAUGAGAGAAAGUUUUCCGGAGGAAUUUAAGGAGAAAGCUGAGGAUUUGAUUGAGAUUUAUCGCAAGGUUUCAACGCCGGAAAUGAUUCGCAGGAUUACAAAGAUUCCUGAGAUUUGUGGUGGGUUUUCGGGGUGAAAAAUUAGAUUUUUGGCGCAAAAAUCCCUAUUUUCUUCCAGGUUUUGCUCCUCAACUCGUUCACGGCGAUUUAUGGCCCGGAAACCUGAUGUUCUCCCAAAAUCUCGAACUUCGUGCAAUUAUCGAUUGGCAAGCUGUUAGUUUUGGCUCGCCGUCUCAAGAUUUGGGCCGAUUAUUCAUCACAAUUCUAUCCACCAAAACAUACCGUGAAAAUCUAGAUUUUCUUUUGGAAACCUACUAUCAUGAGCUUGUGAAAAGUCUCGAGAAAUCUCCCGCCAAACCCAAAAUACCGUAUACUUUGGAGCAACUCAAGAAAAAUUAUCAAUUAAUGUUCCCGAUUGUCACAAUUUUGGUGCUGCCUGGAAUGAUUAGCUAUGCGGAAGUGAUUGGGCUUCGAGACGGCGAAAAUCGAGAGGAUUUGAAGAAAUCGGCGAUUGAGAAAGCGGUUGGAAUGAUGGAGGAUGUUUUAAAGGCGCAUAGAGCUAAUUUAAUUGAUUUUCCUGAAUAUUUUGAAUAG